CCAUCUUCAUUUAUCGUAUCAUCUGAUACCUAGACGCUUUCCUCGAAUUCCUAUCCAGCCAUCACAAUUUACUUAUAUCAAAGAAAGUCUUGAUUAAUAUAUAUCACCAUGGCUCGAAACUCUGAAAAGGCGCAGUCCAUGCUCUACCGCUUUCGGGAGCAGCAAGCCAUUGAUAUGGGCAUAGGCACUCGCCAAAAAGGAGACCGGCGCCCUCGAAUGGCCAGUAGCUGUACAAGUCUGAGAGAAGCGGAGAGAUGGAGAGGAGAUAUAUUGAGGGAUAUCAGCAGGAAAGUCAGCAAGAUACAGGACGUUGCUUUAACGGACUAUCAAGUGCGGGACCUCAACGAUGAGAUCAAUCAGCUUUUCCGUGAGAAAAGGGCGUGGGAGAACCAGAUCAUUAAUUUGGGCGGCGCCAAUUACAGGAGGGCGGCGGGGGUGAUGACGGAUGAUGAAGGCAGAGAAGUUCCUGGUACAAGAGGUUACAAGUAUUUUGGUCGAGCCAAAGAACUCCCAGGCGUUAAAGAGCUGUUUACCCGUUCUACGCAACAAGCAACUGAGGAAUCUGCACGCACCGCUUCAUUUCAAAUGUUCAGACAUCAGGGACCUGAUUAUUAUGGUGAUGAAGACGAACUGGAUAAGGAGCUGAUUGAUACAGAAGAUGUGGAAGCUCGAGAAGGAUGGGAAGACCAAGUUCGAAAAUCAGCCUCUACUCUCGGCAUUUCUGACGAGACUCUCCUUCCCCGUUACCCCGUUUCAAUAUCGUCCAAGCUUCCCGACGCUUCGGUAGACCCGACGCAACUUCAAGAGAAUGAAGAAGCGCCUCAAAAGAGCGAGAAAGCUUUGAAAGGAACGGGGAAGAGUAAGCGUAAAUAUAAGGGUGUGAAUGACCUGGAAGAAGGGGGUCAAAAGGAGGAGCAAGAGGAAGCCAAAAAGUCAAAGACGGACACAAGCGUUGCUAUCAACAGUGUUGCCGAGGGACAGAACAUCGCCUCCGAGACAGCAGUUGCUGCUGCACAAGCGCAAGCUGCAGCAUUCCUUGGUGUGCUUGAUGCGGAAAGUCUCGAGUUCCCCACAAUGCCCAGCAAAGACGAGAUGGCGAAAGUACUCUUGGAAGUUAGGAAACAGGCUCUGAAGGAAGAGUACGGAGUAUAUUAAUGUCAUGGAUGCAACGA
Cryptococcus deneoformans JEC21 is the source of this 1172-nucleotide messenger RNA. RefSeq lists its product as hypothetical. Gene Ontology annotation, biological process: generation of catalytic spliceosome for second transesterification step; mRNA 3'-splice site recognition. The transcript has 4 exons. The record is from RefSeq and is a predicted model, not a curated record. Gene Ontology annotation, cellular component: Prp19 complex; post-spliceosomal complex; post-mRNA release spliceosomal complex. The coding region runs from base 109 to 1155 and encodes 348 amino acids. NCBI's taxonomy places the organism in Eukaryota, Fungi, Basidiomycota, Tremellomycetes, Tremellales, Cryptococcaceae.